AUGGGACUAACAUUCUUAGCAGCUGGUACCAGUAUACCUGAUCUGAUUACUAGCGUGAUCGUAGCCAGGAAAGGCCUUGGGGACAUGGCUGUAUCCAGCUCCGUCGGGAGCAACAUCUUUGACAUAACAGUCGGGUUACCAUUUCCAUGGAUCCUCUGGAGCCUCUCUCGUAGCGGUACACCGGUGCCCGUGGACAGCAGGGGUCUCUUCUGCUCCAUCUUCCUCCUCUUCGGAAUGCUCAUCCUGGUGGUGAUCCUCAUCGCAGUCAACAAAUGGCGCAUGACCAAGGUCAUGGGAGGUUUCAUGUUCCUCUUCUACAUCGCUUUCCUGGCCAUCAGUCUGUUGCUCCUGGCCGACACGAUUCCAUGUAUCAUCGGGGCAUAAGGGAUCUGUCCAGACAGAGUGAUGUAGGUGUGCCGAUCACCAUAUUCUUGAAGACACGGCUCUAUCUAGAAAUACCAUGGACUUAAAAGCGGACCUUAAGUCAUUGGAAAGUCUGUAAAGCGACCCUGCUUUAGGUGUGCCUGUCAACAUUUCCUUGAAGACACUGCCCUAUCUAGAAAUAACCAUGGACAAAUUCAUCGGAAAGUAUGUAAGUCCACCCUGCUUUAGGAGUCCAAAUCAACAUAAAGAUACUGCUCAAUCUAGAAAUACCCAUGGUCUAAUUCGGACCUUGAGACAAUGUAAAGUAUGCAAGUCCAUCCUGCUUUAGGUGUUCCGAUCAACAUAUCCUUGAAAAUACUGCUCUAUCCUCUAUCUAGAAAUACCCAUGGACUAAAUCGGACCUGAAGUCAAUGGGAAGUAUGUAUAUCCACCCUGUAUUAGGAGUCCUUAUCAACAUAUCCUUAAAGACACUGCCCUAUCUAGAAAUACUCCAUGUUACUUAUGAUGUUAACAUACUCGUACUGUAAGAGUGAAACCUGCUCUCGGAGUAAUUAUCAACGUCUCCAAAGUUGAAGAUAUUACUCUUGGAAAAUCUCCUAUGCUGGGCUUAAUUCAGUAUAUGAGUCCCUUGAUAGAUUAUCAAAUCACUGGGUUAUAUUUCAGAGAUGCCCACAAAGCUCUAAGUGUCGUGAUAGCACCUCCCUGUCAUUUCCCCUCUUUGAAAGAAAAAGAUAAGAUAAAUGUAAAUAAGAUAAAAUGUAAGAUAAAAGAUAAAUGUCAGGUCAGGUAAAUUGGCUAAUUUCUGUAGUUGCUUCUUAGAACCAAGUGUUUAUGCAACAUGGAUUAUAUUAACAACCCUCUGAUAUACUUUACACCAUACACCCCGCCAGUGCGUUGGGGUAUCCUAUCCCCUACUCAUGGCAAUAAUAUUCAUGCUAUUCUUCGUUAUCUGGCUGUCAAUCUGAACAUGGGGGAUCAAAGAUUGCCCAUCUUGACGUCAUCCUGGAGCAUGAAUUUGGUUUGUUUCCCUCCAGUAUUGUAUGACCCUCACCCAUGCUACCUAUCAAUAAUUUACAUUCAAGAACUUGAAAAGAAAUUUGUCCACGUGCAGUGUCUCUUUAAUAGUGCAUGCGUCAUUGAUUAUCAACUAUUUGGGCUGGGCUCGCCAUUUAGAGCAAUCAUCCAUAACGAUUCAAUAUAUGACUUUCUUGGAGUGCGUUGGGGGUGCAGUUUUAAGAUUUGAAGGUUAGCAAUGUAACGCUGCUUUCGAGAUUGUAAGGAUGGUAGCUAUAAUGGAUAAUUCAGAUCUACAUAUUGAUUUGAUUUUGCAUGUGAAGAAGUCAAUUUGUAUUUCUUAAAUGGCAAUUUUCAGCAUCUCUAUAUUUUUGAGAGGUAAGGGCAUUAGAUUUUAUGUAGCAGUUUGAGAUACUAGUACAUCAUCUAUUUCUCAACUGUGGACUAGGGUGAAAAAUACCCAGGGGCUCUGGGCGGUUUCUACCCCCCCCCCCCCCCCCCCAAAAAAAAAAAAAAAAAAAAAAAAAAAAAAAUGCUCAAAAAAGCCCUGGGGAUUUCCCAUAUACUGCCAUGUUAAAGAUUCUCAAAUGUUGCGGAUUAGAGAUGUGGGCUGUGAAAGGUAGCCCCUUUUAAACAAAAAAAAGAAAGAAUUUUCUGCCUGCUAUGGACUCGCAUUGCAGGCAUGUUUGUACCUCUCCUACUGAUAGUCAUUGACUGAAUGCCAAGUGGGUUCAUGGAGAAAAAAUUUGAUUUUGAUAGUGUUAUCGCAUGUACUGUUCCAAUGAAUUUUUCGAAAUAUAUGACAUUGUAAUAAUCUCUUGCUGACUCAUUUCUUGGAGCUGAAAUCAACACGGCUGAAGUAUCAAAGUCAAAGAAUUAAAACCCUAUAAAAUACUCUCAGUAUGAUAGUACCAAAUACUUUGACAGAUUAUACCUCAAAUGUAAUGGACUUGAAUGUGCUUAUAUAAAUAUACAUGUAUAAGUGCUUAUGUUCCUUUCUUAAGAUAUUUCUGCCAUAUACCAUUAUUUGAGAUGUGUGCAAAAUGAAUUCCAAGCGUAUGUCAUUUACAUAUUCAAAUCGUUGAAAGGUAACUAACUUCUUGAGCCCUUAAAUAUGAUUUGCAUGAGUGAUGAAAUAGUUCUAUUAAGGAAGAAAAAUAUGAAUUUGAAAUGAGUCCAUUGAUAUCAUAUAGCAUAUGUAUAUUUGAUAAAUCAAAAUGGUUUUGAUAUGAAUUAUCUAUGUUAUGAAAUUCUUAAUGCAGAGACAUGUGUAUUUAUGAGUGAUUUUUGUCUCUGAAAUGCUAUACAGUUUUGAAUCAUUAAUUCCUCUAAACAAGGAAAAUGAUGCUUUGGGGCAAGUUUGUGCUGGGGAGUUGUAUAUCGGUUGUGCAUAAACUUUGUAAUCAAGCAUGAAAAUUUGAAGAUAAUCAACAAUUAUAAGAAAAGAUACGUGCACUGCACACUGAUGUGAUGGUAUGGGACCGCAUCUGAUUCUGAAAUGAUUCAUGUUUUCAGAAAUGUGUCAUAUAUAUUUCCCAUAUACCGGUAAUCACUUUAGGGGACUUUUCUACUGUAAUUUUCUUCCGUAGUGACAAAAAGUAUUGAGAAAUGUUACAUCUCACUUCUAACAUAAGCUGAAGUUUAUAUUCAGUAAUUUUAUUAUUCUAUUUGUCACCAUUUUAAUGAAGCUCCUCAAAAUGAAUUGUUGAAGAAAAAAAAGGAAAAAAAUCUAUAUGUUUUCAAUAUGUAUGUGGACUAGACUGUCAAAUAUCUCUGUUCCCACAAUUUUCAGUCUCAGAAAGUUCUUACUCAAUGCUUAUAUUUGAAAAAAAAGUUAAAUUCAAUCACUAUUUUUAAAAGCCCACAAAUUGCCACAAAUCAAAAGCUCAAGUUUGAACUUAUUUGUCUGCUAAAAACCCUACUAGGAUGGUUCAAGAAAAUGUCAACAAAUUGUUUAUAUGAAUUACAUGAAUUUGAAGAAAUGAAGUCAAUAUUGAUGGUCGUAAAAAAGAAAAGGGAAAGUAAUGAAUACGUGAAUAUAUCAAACAAGAUUAAAAAUUGCAUUUAUAUCCACUGACAUGUAGCUCACUAAACUGCCUUCAUUAACAUUUGAUGUAUGUAUAUAUUUUCUGCUGUGCAAAAUUAGUGACUGGUCUUGUAUUGAAAUUUUUUUAAUACUUCUGUUUUUAUUAUCAAUUUUUGUUUUGUUUUAUGUAAAACUUGUGCAUUAUAGAUUUCAUUGCUUCUGCUGGAAAGAAGGAUAUAUUUGAAUGCUUCAAAUUUGGGUAUUGUGAUGGUUUUUAAGUCUUUCUUCCAAUUGUGUUUUCUAUAGUGACCUUUUAUCGGAAUAUAUUCAUGAUGUAUUGUACUUAACAAGGUAUGAGAAUAAAUCUCAGCUGAUGUAUGUGUGAAAAUAUAUAUUUAUAGUGGCUUAUGGUCAUUUUAGGUGAUUUUAGGCUGAAACACAUGCUUGAAAUGUUUUAAAAGUUAAAUUUACACUGAACAGAUUCUGUCAAUUUCUAUUUCUAUUGCCUUUGCUUGUUAUUGUCUCAGAUUACCCCCACUUAUCACCCCCCUCUCUCUCUCUCUCCCACUCUCUGUUUCUUUUGUAUCUAUCUCUCUAUAUCAAUCUCUCACUCAUUUUCUCUGAUACGCUCUAUUUCUGUUUCUCAUUUCCACUGCUCAUUCAUAUGACACAUACCUUGUUUGUUUGUUUUUUUGUUAACUGCAAAUGAAUAUAUUUCACUGUUUUUGUGUUUUAUCUGCUGAACAGAUUUGUGCAAUUCGUUGUGAUGAAAAAAAUAUUGUUUUGUGCAAUUAUCUGCUGACUUCUCACUUGUUUGGUAACAAUAAUCAUAUACAUGUAUCUAAUAGGAUGUAUAUAUGUUAUAUACCGUAUUUUAUUAUAUUUUCAUAUUCCUCUUUUAUGAUAUACAAGAGUGCAAAUAUAUAAGCCAUCGACUUGCUGUAUUGAAAGGGAAGAUUACUUAUUCUUUUAUAUUCACUGUGUCAAUGAAAAAUGGAUUAUAUCUACAGAUGUGUGACUUUAGUCAUAUAGAGAUUUACAGAUUAUAAUUAUAUAUAUAUAAAUAAAAUAAUUAUUAUUUAUUUACAGACAUACAUGACUGAAGGGAUUCCAUAACGUUUCUCUAAGAGAUUUAAAUUUUACAUGAUGUUGUACUCUUACUUGCAUUAAAAAAAAAAUUGAAAUAUAAAGCAUUUUCUUAUGCACUCCUUUCUCUCCCCCCCCCUCUCCCCUUCUCUCUCCCUUUCUCUUCCCCCCCCCCUUUCUAUCUCCUUCUCAACCCCUUCCCCAAUCUCCCUUCACCCCUUUGGUUCCUCUCUUUAACUCUCUCUCUCUUCCUGUGUCUCUCUCUUCUCCAUUUCUUUCUCUGUCUUCUCCUCGUCUUUAUAAAUUAUCAUCUAUCUCUCCAUGUAUCUAUAGCCCUCACUGUUACUACGUUCAAAUGUCUUUAUAUGGCAUCCAAUGAUCUUUAUUAAGAUAUCUUGUCAACACUCUCAGUUUAUCAAAACACAGGCUUAUUUUGCUCAACCAGGGUAACUUGAUAUAAUAAUUCUACUCAUCAGGCUGAAAACAAGAUUCACCCCCAUUGGAAAUGUCCACCCCCACACCAUAAAAGGUGAAACCCUUCAUGUCUAUCUUGCGAUGUAUACAAAUUAUCGGGAUGGUGGAAGGGCGUCAUCAUGGCAUCACAUUAUGUCAAUGCAAGAAUGAUGGGGUGUUUCAAUGCGAAUCUCGAGAUGUUCUUGCAGAGACAUGACGGACUUCUCUCUGUGCAGUCAUGUACAAUAUUACCAAAGAUAUAUUAUUAUUCAAUUCUUUUUAUUCUAUUUUUGCUGAUUGAUUGGUCUAACAAUGCAUUGUCAAAUUCAAUGUUGUCACAUAAACAAAAUCUGUGGUGGCAGAAAGAUUAAAUGAGACAUUUUCAAUAUUGAUAUUAGUUAAGACAGUUCAUUACCAUGCAUUUCUAUUUGCUAAAGCGAAGGGAAACUAUUUUAAUUUUUGCAUGUGUGUUCAGUAAGCUAUUUAUUGUCCAAUUAUAUGAUUUUUUGUAAUUAUAGAUAUUUUAUUUUACUUCACUUGUUUUUACUUGCUCUCCAAGAUCUUUUCUUUAUGUUUGUUUAAAAGUUACUUGUUAUUGUAGGUGUUUCAAUGUUCACAAGUCUAUGUGUGUGAGAGCAGUUAAUUACAAUAUUUUAGUGACUUGAUAAGCAAAUCAACAAAUCAUUAAUUUUUGACAUUGUUCUUUUGAUAUUUAAAAACCGAUGUUUCCUUUAAAAUCCUAUAUGCACUGUUAGAAAAUUUAUCCUUAAAAUAAAAGAAGUUCCUGCAGCAAAGUCUCGAGAACACCUGUAAUCUUACCAGAUUGCGUAAUCUUACAGGAAAUUGGUAUUUGGUGUUUGGAACCUUACAAAUUUCCUUAAAAAUAACACCCGUUUCCCCUUUUUAAACAGACCUGUUCUGUUAAAAAAUUCCUGUUUUAUGAAUUCACAGAAUGAUUCUGUUAUUGCUUUCUGCAAAAUCUUCUUUUUUCUGUAAAAUCAGGGUUUUCUUAACAGUGUGUCUAAGCCUUUACUGUAGCUCAAAAUAUAUUUAUCUCUGAUAUACAGACUCACUAUGAUUUAAUUUUACAAUCAAUAUUUGUAACUUUCAGCUUAUGAAAUGAACAAUUAUUUUUUUUAACAAACCUAGUUUCAUGAUUAGAUUUAGUGUUUCCAUUUGUGGUGCACAUGAUAAACUUACAAAAAUAUUUUUGUGUUAUGACAUAAAUUGGAUAUAACUGUAUUGCAUUAUAGUUUGCAAUGAUGAUUUAUUUUGAUAUAACUGUGUUGAAUAAUGCUGAUGGGUAAUAUUUGUGCAAUCUGUUUGAUUUAACAGAUUUCUUUUCUUUACAUUAAACAAUUCUAAAUCUCUUUAUCAAAAUAAGAUCCAACCAGCUUGAGCCACUCAACGAAUAUAUAGAAGGAUUUUUUUUUUUUGGGGGGGGGGUGGGUUGAAUGAAGGACUUUGUUUCAUAUUAUGCAUUUUCUAGCAUUGUCUUAAGUUAUCGCUAUCGAACAAAAAUUGUUUUGCAAUUUUAGUGUGUGCUUGCAUGAACAAAAUUUCACAAGAUAUUCCAUGUCUAUGUAUUUUCUAUUUUGGAUUGUUUAAAUUGAAAGAGAAUGGUGUAGUAUUUUUAGUCUUAAUGAUUUAAGUACGUUAUCAUGGUUGUUCAACAAAUUUUCUAUGUACCUUCCUAGUAUAUUGUUAACAAUCAUAUAAUUAUAUCAUCAUAUAUAUUUCAAUUGUAUAUAACAUAUGUUUAAUCAUAUAUAUAAAUCUAAACCAAUCCAUAUUUUCAGCUCAUUACUUAUUUACACUUUGAGGACUAAAUCAUACCCACUAGGUAAUUUCAAUCCCAAAUUCUAUUGCUUCUCGUUAGAUAUAUAAUAUUGAUGAUGAUUAUACAGUGUUUAUAUUUACUCAUAUAUUAGACAAUUCAAGAACUUACAGGCCGUGUUAGUAGAGCAGGAAAAAUGCAAGAAUAUCUACAUUGUUUUCUCGAUAGCUAAAAACAUUUGAAGUCGUCAUUAAGUGGAACAUUAAAUUAUACAGUGCCGAAUGAAGUAACAAAUAUGGCAAUAGAAUUGAAAAGAAUUACACCGGAUUUGAGAUUAAGAACUAGAGAGGCAGAUAUAUUGUUGCCUAUAUUAUAAUGACUAAAUUGCAAUGAAUAGAUGCAUUGAUUCAGUGAAAUGAUGUGUCGCUUCAAUGUGUAUACCGUACUCCUUACCAUAUUAGUGAUUGACAGAAUGACCUUUGACUUUUGACCUUUCUCAUGUGCUGUGUUAAGCAAGCUGAGAUUUAGAAUUGCAAUAAAAAUUAUGAAUUCUCAUCUAGAA
Messenger RNA from Lytechinus pictus (painted urchin), 7302 nucleotides. RefSeq names its product sodium/potassium/calcium exchanger 2-like. The record is from RefSeq and is a predicted model, not a curated record. Bases 1 to 384 code for a protein of 127 amino acids. Lineage: Eukaryota; Metazoa; Echinodermata; Echinoidea; Temnopleuroida; Toxopneustidae. Gene Ontology annotation, cellular component: plasma membrane. Gene Ontology annotation, biological process: intracellular calcium ion homeostasis; calcium ion transmembrane transport. Gene Ontology annotation, molecular function: calcium channel activity; calcium, potassium:sodium antiporter activity. The transcript has 2 exons.